Messenger RNA from Megachile rotundata (alfalfa leafcutting bee), 875 nucleotides. RefSeq names its product putative cytochrome P450 6a14. Gene Ontology annotation, molecular function: oxidoreductase activity, acting on paired donors, with incorporation or reduction of molecular oxygen; heme binding; iron ion binding. The record is from RefSeq and is a predicted model, not a curated record. NCBI's taxonomy places the organism in Eukaryota, Metazoa, Arthropoda, Insecta, Hymenoptera, Megachilidae.
AUGGUGACUUAUUAGAUGUUGAAUAUGCAGUAUACUGUAAUUGUGCCUACACCUAUAAAUCAUUUGCAAAUUUUUUUGUUACAGAAACCUUACGAAAAUAUCCAGUGGUAUUAUGGUUAAGUAGAAAAGCGACCGACAAUUACACGUUUUCAAAUACAAAAGUCACCAUUCCAAAGGGUCAACUUGUAGCUUUGCCUGUUUAUGCUAUCCAGCGCGAUCCGGAUAUUUUUCCAGAACCAGACGUAUUUGAUCCCAAUAGAUUCCUUAAUGAAAAUGAAAAGAACCGACAUCCAAUGUUAUUUAUGCCAUUCGGAGACGGGCCUAGAAAUUGCAUCGGUGCAAGAUUUGCCAAAAUUCAAUCAAAAAUAGCGAUGAUCAAAGUUUUAUCCAGUUUUAAACUUGAAAUAUGCGACAAGACUGUUAAAGCAUACGAAAUGGACAAAAAGCCGUUAUUCCUUUUACAACCAGUACACCCGAUAUAUCUGAAAAUAACAAAGGCUUAAAUAUAUCAACAUAAAAAAAAGAAAUUAGUCGUGGAGAUUAUAGAAAAUUUUCUGCGUACCUUCGUGUCAAGAGGAUUAUAGCCAAACCCUGGGUGUGUCAAGAAUCAAACGAGAAGGAAUGGCCUUAAAUAAAAAAACGGUUGAAGCAAACUGUCGAGAGUUUAUUAUUAUUAUUUGAUGAUUUCGUCAAUUAUUUACAAAUAAAACAGAAUAUUGUUAUAAUUAGAGGAGUAUGGAGUACGAUGGACAGUCUAAGUGUCCUAAAAAUUAAUUGCUUUUCUGAAAAAUGAUUAUAACUAUUUUAAUUCUUACAGAAGGUAAUUAACGUCUUGCUACAAGAAUUUUACGUGCAAUUAUGUACAUAAAAAAUUG